Molecule: messenger RNA, 6272 nt
Organism: Polyodon spathula (Mississippi paddlefish)
Lineage: Eukaryota; Metazoa; Chordata; Actinopteri; Acipenseriformes; Polyodontidae
Gene: scn8ab
Product: sodium channel, voltage gated, type VIII, alpha subunit b
Exons: 27
Coding region: 264-6212 (1982 amino acids)
Biological process (GO): neuronal action potential; sodium ion transmembrane transport; membrane depolarization during action potential
Cellular component (GO): voltage-gated sodium channel complex; axon; plasma membrane
Molecular function (GO): voltage-gated sodium channel activity
Source: RefSeq, a predicted model, not a curated record
GCAGGCAAACAGCACGCACAGCGAGAGCAGGACCACAGCACCAAUAUGGCGACAUCCGCAGUUUCUCCACUAGCUUUCCAAUAUCUGCAGAAGAGCAACGCCUUUCGGGAUAUGUGUUAACGCUUACAAAGUAAGUGGGCUUUUCCUUUUCUUUAGCGACAGGGCAAUUUUUUCGCAAGUGACCCCCGUUUUUGCUGCCCCCGUCUCAGAGCUGUCUGUCCUGGAUGCUACAUAACUAAGCAGCUCCGCUGCAGGAUGAAAAGAUGGCUGCACCUCUUAUGGCACCACCUGGACCUGACAGUUUCCACGUGUUUACCCGCGAGUCCUUGGCUAACAUCGAGAAACGCAUCGAAGAGCAGAAGGCCAAGAAGCCCCCCAAGCCCGACACCAGCCACCGCGAUGACGAUGACAACAAACCACAGCCCAACAGCGACCUGGAGGCGGGGCGGAGCCUGCCAUUCAUCUACGGAGACAUUCCAAACGGGCUGGUCGCAGUCCCAUUGGAGGAUAUGGACCCAUUUUAUAUGGACAAGAAAACAUUUAUAGUUCUAAACAGAGGGAAAACUAUCUUCCGAUUCAGUGCCACGCCAGCCUUGUACUGUAUAAGCCCUUUUAGUAUACUUAGGCGAAUAGCUAUUAAAAUUUUGAUACAUUCGGUAUUCAGCAUGAUCAUUAUGGCCACUAUUUUGACCAACUGUGUGUUCAUGACUUUCAGUAAUCCCCCUGAAUGGUCCAAGCAAGUCGAGUACACGUUCACUGGAAUCUAUACAUUUGAAUCAACUGUAAAAAUUAUCGCUCGAGGAUUUGCAAUCGAUGGCUUUACAUUCCUGCGUGAUCCAUGGAAUUGGCUCGAUUUCUGUGUCAUUUCAAUGGCAUAUGUGACAGAGUUUGUGGAUCUUGGGAAUGUUUCAGCGUUGAGAACAUUCAGAGUACUUCGGGCUCUGAAAACUAUUUCUGUCAUUCCAGGGCUGAAGACCAUCGUGGGAGCUUUGAUUCAGUCUGUUAAGAAGCUGUCUGAUGUGAUGAUCCUGACAGUGUUCUGUCUCAGUGUCUUUGCCCUGAUUGGGCUGCAGCUCUUCAUGGGUAACCUCCGUCAGAAGUGCGUGAUCUGGCCCAUCAAUUCCACCGAUAUGUACUUGAGCAAUGGCAGCAGAGGGCUGGACUGGGAGGAGUACAUUAUGAACGAGACAAAUUUUUACUUUGUGCCAGGAGCUCUAGAUGCCCUUCUGUGUGGUAACAGCUCGGACUCUGGUAACUGCCCUGAAGGCUACACGUGUAUGAAAGCUGGCAGGAACCCGAACUACGGCUACACCAGCUUUGACACCUUCGGCUGGGCCUUCCUCGCCUUGUUCCGUCUCAUGACGCAGGAUUAUUGGGAAAACUUGUACCAGCUGACUCUCAGGGCUGCUGGUAAGACCUACAUCUUCUUCUUUGUGCUGGUGAUCUUCGUGGGCUCCUUCUACCUGGUCAACCUCAUUCUGGCUGUGGUCGCCAUGGCGUACGAAGAGCAGAACCAGGCAACGCUGGAGGAGGCGGAGCAAAAGGAGGCGGAGUUCAGAGCUAUGCUGGAGCAGCUCAAGAAACAGCAGGAGGAGGCGCAGGCCGCAGCCACGGCUACCUCCGCAGGCACAGUGUCGGAGGACGCGGUGGAGGACGAUGGGGGCGGGCGGAUGUCCCGCAGCUCCUCCGAGAUCUCCAAGCUGAGCUCCAAGAGUGCCAAGGAGCGGCGGAACCGCAAGAAGAAGUGGCGUCAGAAGGAGCAGUCGCGGGGCGAGGAGAAGGGAGACAGCGAGAAGUUCGUCAAGUCCGAGUCCGACGACGGCAUCAAGAGGAAAUUCCGCUUCCCCGGAGACAACCGGCUGGGCAGGAAGCUGUCCAUCAUGAACCAGUCUCUGCUCAGCAUCCCGGGCUCGCCCUUCCUCUCCCGGCACAACAGUCGCAGCAGCAUCUUCAGCUUCAAGGGGCGCUCGAAGGACGCCGGCUCGGAGAACGAGUUUGCAGACGAUGAGCACAGUACGGUGGAGGAGAGCGAGGGCCGGCGGGACUCCGUCUUCAUCCCCGUGCGCAGGAACAGCUACAGCGGGUUCAGCCAGGGCAGCCGCUCCUCCAGGGUGGCCCCCGCCCUGCCGCACGGCGUGAAGAGGAACAGCACGGUGGACUGCAACGGCGUGGUGUCCUUAAUCGGGGGCCCGGCCUCCACCUUGCCCGGGGGCCGUCUCCUGCCUGAGGUGAUAAUAGAUAAGGCAGCUUCUGAUGACAGUCAAACCACCGAGGGGGAGAUGAAGAAGAAGCACCCGGGCUCACUGAUGGUGUCUGUGGACCAGCUGAACACCUCCUUCGCAGGAAAGGACCGGGCCAACAGCGUGAUGAGCGUGCUGACCAACACCCUGGUGGAAGAGCUGGAGGAAUCCCAGCGGAAGUGCCCUCCCUGCUGGUACAAGUUUGCCAACACCUUUCUGAUCUGGGAAUGCUGCCCCCUCUGGAUUCGGAUCAAGGAGAUCAUGAACAUGAUCGUGAUGGACCCCUUCGUGGACCUGGCCAUCACCAUCUGCAUCGUCCUCAACACCCUCUUCAUGGCCAUGGAGCAGUAUCCCAUAACCCCACAUUUUGAGAAGGUCUUGUCGGACGGAAACCUGAUCUUCACCGGCAUCUUCACAGCAGAAAUGAUGAUGAAGCUCAUCGCAAUGGACCCCUACUACUACUUCCAGGAGGGCUGGAACAUCUUCGAUGGCUUCAUUGUCAGCCUCAGUUUGAUGGAGCUGGGUCUGUCCGACGUUGAAGGGCUGUCCGUGCUGCGAUCCUUCCGAUUGCUGAGAGUGUUCAAGCUGGCCAAGUCGUGGCCCACGCUGAACAUGCUGAUCAAGAUCAUCGGAAACUCUGUGGGGGCGCUGGGGAACCUGACCCUGGUGCUGGCCAUCAUCGUCUUCAUCUUCGCCGUGGUGGGGAUGCAGCUCUUCGGCAAGAGCUACAAGGACUGCGUGUGCAAGAUCAACAAGACCUGCGAGCUGCCACGCUGGCACAUGAACGACUUCUUCCACUCGUUCCUCAUCGUGUUCCGCGUGCUGUGCGGGGAGUGGAUCGAGACCAUGUGGGACUGCAUGGAGGUGGCGGGACAGACCAUGUGCCUCAUUGUCUUCAUGAUGGUCAUGGUCAUCGGGAACUUAGUGGUAUUGAACUUGUUCCUGGCCUUGCUGCUCAGCUCAUUCAGCGCUGACAAUCUGGCCGCCACGGACGACGACGGGGAGAUGAACAACCUCCAGAUCUCCGUCAUCCGCAUCAAGACGGGCAUCGCCUGGUUCAAGGCCAAGGUGCGCCUCUGCGUGGCGUCGCACUUCAAGAAAAAAGCCGCGGAUGAGGUGAAGCCGCUGGACGACAUGUACGACAGGAAGCUGAACUGCAUCGGGAACCACACCGGCGCCAUCAUCAACCGUGACAUGGACUACCAGAAGAAUGGGAACGGCACCACCAGCGGCAUCGGCAGCAGCGUGGAGAAGUACCUGAUCGACGAGGACCGGCUCAGCUUCAUCCACAACCCCAACCUGACCGUGCGCGUGCCCAUCGCCGUCGGGGAGUCCGACUUCGAGAACCUCAACACUGAGGACUUCAGCAGCGAGUCGGACAUCGAGAACAGCAAAGACAUGGAUGACACCAGCUCCUCUGAAGGGAGUACUAUCGAUAUCAAGCCAGAUGCAGAGGAGGUAGUGGUGGAUCAGCCAGAGGAAUACGUGGACCCUGCGGCCUGCUUCACAGACGGGUGUGUGGCGCGGUACAAGUGCUGCCAGGUGAGCAUACUGGAGGGCAAGUGGAAGCACUGGUGGUUCCUGAGAAAGACCUGCUAUCUGAUUGUGGAGCACAACAUCUUUGAGAGUUUCAUCAUCUUCAUGAUCCUGCUCAGCAGCGGGGCGCUGGCCUUUGAGGAUGUCUACAUCGAGCAGAGGAAGACGAUCCGUACCAUCCUGGAGUAUGCGGACCAGGUCUUCACCUACAUCUUCAUCCUGGAGAUGCUGCUCAAGUGGGUGGCAUACGGCUUCGUUAAGUACUUCACCAACGCCUGGUGCUGGCUGGAUUUCUUCAUUGUCGACGUCUCAAUAAUCAGCCUUAUAGCUAAUGCCCUGGGGUACUCGGAUCUAGGUCCUAUUAAAUCACUUAGGACACUAAGAGCCCUGAGGCCGCUAAGAGCGCUGUCACGUUUUGAAGGGAUGAGGGUGGUCGUCAACGCCCUGGUGGGUGCAAUCCCUUCCAUUAUGAACGUGUUGCUGGUGUGUCUCAUCUUCUGGCUGAUUUUCAGCAUCAUGGGGGUGAACAUGUUUGCCGGCAAGUACUACUACUGCUACAACGAAACCUCGGAAGAAGUCUUCAACCACACAGAGGUCGACAACAAGACCAUGUGCGACAGCCUGAUCAAGCAGAACUUCACCGAGGUGCGGUGGAAGAACGUCAAGAUCAACUUCGACAACGUGGGCGCCGGCUACCUCGCACUGCUGCAGAUUGCCACUUUUAAGGGUUGGAUGGACAUCAUGUAUGCUGCUGUGGACUCCAGAAAGGUGGAACAGCAGCCCAUUUACGAAGACAACAUCUACAUGUACAUCUACUUCGUCAUCUUCAUCAUCUUCGGAUCCUUCUUCACCCUGAACCUCUUCAUCGGUGUCAUCAUCGACAACUUCAACCAGCAAAAGAAAAAGUUUGGAGGUCAGGACAUCUUCAUGACAGAGGAGCAGAAGAAGUAUUACAACGCCAUGAAGAAGCUGGGCUCCAAGAAACCACAGAAACCCAUCCCCAGGCCUCUGAACAUCGUGCAGGGCUUGGUGUUCGACUUCGUCACCCAGCAGGUGUUCGACAUCACCAUCAUGAUAUUGAUCUGCCUCAACAUGGUCACCAUGAUGGUGGAGACGGACGACCAGACCAAGGAGAUGGAGAACAUACUCUACUGGAUCAACUUCAUCUUCAUCAUCGCCUUCACCACCGAGUUCGUGCUGAAGCUCUUCGCCCUGCGCCACUACUACUUCACCAAUGGCUGGAACAUCUUCGACGUGGUGGUGGUCAUCCUCUCCAUCGCGGGCAUGUUCCUGGCCGACAUCAUCGAGAAGUACUUUGUGUCCCCGACCCUGUUCAGGGUGAUCCGUCUGGCUCGCAUUGGGCGGAUCCUGCGUCUCAUCAAGGGGGCGAAGGGGAUCCGCACCCUGCUCUUCGCCCUGAUGAUGUCCCUUCCUGCCUUGUUCAACAUCGGCCUGCUGCUCUUCCUGGUCAUGUUCAUUUUCUCCAUCUUCGGCAUGUCCAACUUCGCCUACGUGAAGCACGAGGCCGGCAUUGACGACAUGUUCAACUUCGAGACCUUCGGGAACAGCAUGAUCUGCCUCUUCCAGGUGACCACUUCGGCCGGCUGGGACGGGCUGCUCCUGCCCAUUCUCAACCGGCCCCCCGACUGCGACCUGACCAAGGACAACCCGGGCAGCCUGGUCAAGGGCGACUGCGGCAACCCCUCGGUGGGCAUCUUCUUCUUCGUGGCUUACAUCAUCAUCUCCUUCCUCAUCGUGGUCAACAUGUACAUCGCCAUCAUCCUAGAGAACUUCAGCGUGGCCACGGAGGAGAGCGCCGACCCGCUGAGCGAGGACGACUUCGAGACCUUCUAUGAGAUCUGGGAGAAGUUCGACCCGGACGCCACGCAGUUCAUCGAGUACGGCAAGCUGCCGGACUUCGCCGAUGCGCUUGAGCACCCGCUGAGGGUUCCCAAACCCAACACCAUGGAGCUGAUUGCCAUGGACCUGCCCAUGGUGAGCGGGGACCGCAUCCACUGCCUGGACAUCCUGUUCGCCUUCACCAAGCGCGUGCUGGGCGACAGCGGGGAGCUGGACAUCCUGAGGCAGCAGAUGGAGGAGCGCUUUGUUGCGUCCAACCCUUCCAAGGUGUCCUACCAGCCCAUCACCACCACCCUGAGGCGCAAGCAGGAGCUGGUGUCGGCCAUCGUCAUCCAGCGAGCCUACAGGCGCCACCUCGCGAAGAGGGGCUUUGUGUGCAAAAAGCGGCCAGCCACCACCAAGCUGGAGAAUGGAGGCACCAACCCCGAAAAGAAGGAAGGUACCCCUUCCACGGCUUCCCUCCCGUCCUACGACAGCGUAACAAAACCGGACAAGGAGAAGCAAGAGGAGGUCGAGGGGGAAGACAAAAGGGAAAGAGGCAAAAACCAAAAAGAUGUCAGGGAAUCCAAGUGUUAAAGAGUGUGACGAUGAUGAUGAUGAUAAUUUAAAUAAAUAACUACAUACAUAAAUAAAUAA